Molecule: messenger RNA, 417 nt
Organism: Oikopleura dioica
Lineage: Eukaryota; Metazoa; Chordata; Appendicularia; Copelata; Oikopleuridae
Source: the annotation of a GenBank genome assembly
AUGAAGUUCUCCACUACUCUUCUCGUUGCCGCUGCUUCUGCUCAAAACGCUGAAAAGCGACUGAACAAGAUCAGCGGCCACAUGGACACCCUCCUUGAUUUGAUGGACAAUAACACCACUGCUUCUGACGCUCGAGUUGCCCGAGCAAACGCCUGGGUCAGCAAGCUCCUCGGCCAAGCUGGCCAAAUCAACGCGACUCUCUGCGCAACCGUCGAUGCUGUGGAUGAAGCUGGUGAUGCCCUCGUAUUCGACCAGGAGAGCUUUUGCAAACUCACUGGCCAAGUGCAGAGCGCUCUUCGAUCGUACGUCCGCACCUUCGGCUGCAAAGAGACCUACCCAAAGAAGAACUUCGAAGCUGUUUUUGCCAAGCGAACGAACCGUGUCAAGAACAUUUUCUCCCGCGCUGGCGACUGUUGA